CGGUUGACGUUGACUGGAGCAAGGAAUUCAUUGUCAUCGGUUUCGGUUGGGUCGCUUCCUUCGAUACCCACAUUCCCACGAAUGACGGACCUGCCAAUGUAUAUCACACCAUCACAGUACGAUCCGAAAUUUGAUGCUCCACCAACGUACGAGGAGGCCGUGCGCUCCUCUGCGCCUACCAGUCCUCUCUCGCCAACGGAUGUGUCCGUAAUGAUUCCAUCUCAGCAACCACAGCCGCCUCAGCCAUCACGACAUCAAAGUUUAGCUGAUUCCGACGCACCAGCCAGCAUUGACGUCCGAGUCGAAAUGGCCGAAAUUCCAACAACAUCAUCUUCGCACUAG
Strongylus vulgaris is the source of this 342-nucleotide messenger RNA. NCBI's taxonomy places the organism in Eukaryota, Metazoa, Nematoda, Chromadorea, Rhabditida, Strongylidae. The record is from the annotation of a GenBank genome assembly.